Messenger RNA from Haliotis rubra (blacklip abalone), 1975 nucleotides. Its product is annotated as probable ATP-dependent RNA helicase DDX28. The transcript has 15 exons. Gene Ontology annotation, molecular function: RNA helicase activity; ATP binding; nucleic acid binding. Lineage: Eukaryota; Metazoa; Mollusca; Gastropoda; Lepetellida; Haliotidae. The record is from RefSeq and is a predicted model, not a curated record. Bases 102 to 1730 code for a protein of 542 amino acids.
GGAGUGAUCACGAGUUAUAGACUAACAUGCGGAAGACGGAAUGGGUACAACAGAGAGAGAACACCAGUGAGUAGCUAGCAUAACAUCAUCACUAAGGUAACAUGGAUAGAUCCUACCUGUUCCGGGUUUUGGAUCAGCUAAUCAGGUGUCACAGACUGUCUUCUACACAUAUUAUCAAUAAUAGCUUGCCAAGAAUCACACUUCCCCAGAAAAUGGUCCAAAAGGUUGAAAAAGCCAAGGAAAGAAAAGAAUUAUUGGCACUGCAAAAGAAGCGCCGAUCAACAUUCAAGUCCCCACUGGUGAUAUCGUGCAAGAGAGAGCAGUUCAAUCACCACAAGGGGCAGACAUACAGUGGGUUUGAUCCAAAGAUACUUGCAUCCCACGGCUGGAAGAACAAGCAGUCGGCAGGAGACCACUUCACCCUCGUCCCGUAUAGUCAGAACCCUGCUCUUAAAGGAACAACCCAUCAUCCUAGUUUCACAGAAUUCGAACUUCAUACUGGACUCCAAAAGGGACUUCAUAAGCUGGGAUAUACAGAGCCUACUCACAUACAGGCAAAAACAAUUCCAGCCGUCCUAGAAGGUGACAAUGUCCUGUGUGCAGCUGAGACAGGAAGUGGUAAGACACUGGCCUACCUACUGCCAGCACUGGAGAUGAUCCACCACCAGAAGCUGAGAUAUAGCGGAGACCACCCCCCAAACUCUCCACGGACAAUAAUCCUCACCCCUUCCCGGGAACUCACCGACCAGAUCUUGGAUGUGUGCCAGAGACUGUGUGAACAUACAGAUAUACAACCCUAUGCAAUAUGUGGAGGACGUGGAACUAAGCACCGAUUGGCGUGGGGUGAAAAAGCUCAGAUGGAUAUAUUGAUGGCAACACCAGGUGUUCUGAGGAAGUUCCUGGGGGCAGGGUUAAUGAAGCCAGGAUUCCUGCAGCAUGUCAUUCUAGAUGAGGCGGACUCUCUCCUGGAUGAUAGCUUUUCUUCAGAAGUCAUGUCUAUUCUCCAGAAAUUGAGGGUGACAGCUAGCAGUGGUCAGACAGCAGCUGGACACCAGGAUGGGGCACAGUUCACACUAGUGGGGGCCACCAUCCCCCGAGGCCUGGAGGAGAAGAUUGGAGACACCAUAGCAGUCAACAGUCUUCACAGAGUGACGUCAGAUCAUGUCCACUACCUCAUGCCUCAUGUACCUCAGACCUUCCUCCGACUCAAGCCCUCACAGAAAGCAGAGACCAUUGUGCAGCUUGCCCGCAAGAACCAUCAGAAGGGCCUCCCAACCCUCAUCUUCAGCAACAGGAGUGAGACCAGCUUCUGGCUGAGUGAACUCCUGCGGGAGAACGCUGUCCCAAACGUCUUCAUGAAUGCCGCAAUACAGGAGAAGAGGCUCUCAAGUUUGUUCAGUCGCUUCCAGAGUGGAGAGACGGAUGUCAUGGUAGCAACAGACAUAGCCUCCAGGGGCCUGGACUUACUCAGGGUACAUCACGUGAUCAACUUCGACUGCCCCCCAUUUGUGUCGGACUACAUUCACCGUGCUGGGAGAGUGGGUCGGGUGGGGUCACACACCUCAGGGCAGGUCACAACCUUCAUCACCAAGAAGUGGGAGGUCGACCUCCUGUGGCAGAUUGAGACUGCCGCCCGGAAACACCAGGCUCUGCACAAUGUUAAUGCCAAUAUCAAGAGGAAGAUAUCAUCCAUUAUCGCUCGCAAAUUCCCACACAGAGAUGUUCUAUAGAGGUGGUUUGAAACUUGGUCAAUCUUGUUCUGAUUAAGGGGAGCAAGUGAAUAAUGAGUGAUGCCACACUAAGCCGUAUUCUCACUACUACAUCUGGGUGGCCUGUCAGGGCUGAAAGCUGGACCAGACAAACCUGUGAUUGAAGGCAUGAACACUAUAUGAUCCACAACAAUGUGAAGAUUGUACGGAUUGUAGAUUUAUUGUAAAGAGCAUGUACUGUAAGUGAAAAUAUAAUUGAUCGUACA